GGAGUUUUAGUUUGUCCGUGAAAAUAGCGCCAAAUUUCGUUCUCCAGGUUUCAUGUUAGACGAACUUACAAACCCAUACAUAGGUAGUGUUUUUUGUUGGAAUAAAUCUAAACUACACGGUUUUUAGCUGAAUUGAACUUAACUUGUCACUUAAUCUCCCUUAAGCAUGACAGUAUCUUAGUAGAAACUCGUAAAUACUGAAUAUCAAGCUGACAGAAAUAUCAGCUGUAGCCUUUUUCCAUUUGGCUAGGCUUUUAUUAGCUAGAUGUUUUCCACCUUGCAUCCAAGCCAGUUUUCUUGUCUUUUAUUUUAUAUCCACAUUCUCAACCAAUACUGGGAUGUACACUAUAUCGUAUCAGUCCCUGUCAAAUGUUUAAUACUGUUGACCGGUACUACGUUUGUGCUUUAUGUAAAAUUCUACAGUUAUUUUAAAGGUUUAAAGAUAAUUUUUUGAAGCUCCCGAGUAAAAUUAACAAAAGCCUAACCCAACAACUUUUGAGCACAGAAUGCACUUGAAAUUGACGACAAAACCUGUUGUAUCGGUUCGCGUCCAACUAGAGGCUACUGUGUGUAUUACAGAGGCAUACAGAGUAGCGUGAGUGAAGAGGGCUAAGAGGACAAGAAAAGGUAAGUCGAGGACCCAACAAACGCAUACAACACACUUACGUUUUGUAAGUAAAGCAAUAAGUAGUAACCAGCAACAACACAAUUUACAGAUUAAGACAAUGUUAAAACUAAAACUGGAGGAAGAUUGUUUAACCCACUACGCAUUACAUCCGUUAGAAAUAACAGACGUGAAAUGUGAUGAAUCUUAAUAGUCGUGCCAGGGUCUUGAGAGCAUCAUCCAUUAAAAAAAACAUUUAUAGAAGUAGAUACAUGUAUACUUUAUUAUUUAAGUUGUAAUCUAACAUGGUCCACAAACUAAUCAAUUUACUCCAAUUUUGUUUGUUUAGAUACUGAUGGAAAGUGAGAGGGAUGAGGAUUAUCCUAUCGGUGUACUUAUCGAAGAACUUCGUGGUGAAGACUUACACGUUCGUCUUCAUAGCAUUCGCAAAAUCUCUACUAUUGCCUUAGCUCUUGGCCCGGAAAAGACCAGAUCUCAACUAAUACCGUUUCUGACAGAAACAAUAUAUGAUGAAGAUGAAGUACUGCUCACUUUAGCAGAACAAAUCGGAACUCUAGUUCCAUAUGUGGGCGGUCCUGAGUAUGCCCACUCACUUCUUCCUCCACUUGAGAGUCUUGCAGCAGUUGAAGAAACGGUUGUACGUGACAGGGCUGUAGAGGCACUCAGGAAACUUGCACCAGACCAUACUACAGAAGCAAUGGAAAAAUAUUUCAACCCAUUGUUACAUCGCCUAGCUACUGGUGAUUGGUUCACAAGCCGAACCUCUGCAUGCGCUCUCUUUAGUGUAGUAUAUCCUAGAGUAAGGAGCUCAAAACGAUGGGAAUUACUUGAUUUUCUUAGGAGACUAGCCAAGGAUGAAACACCGAUGGUCAGAAGAGCAGUUGCUGCUCGACUAGGUGAACUAGCACUAGCCAUGUCAGUAGGUCAAUCUUCCGAGAAACCUAGUGCUGAUGGAGAAAAAUCAAGUCAGAUAUCUGAGCAUAAUUCAAGUAAUAUGACCACUUCUAUCACUGAAUCAAAAAUAUUAACAAAUGAAGUGGUUAGUUUGAACAGUGGUCAUUUUAGUUGUGGAGUUGCUGCUGAUGAACGUUUGACUAAUGAUAGCGUAGCUGAAAAAUCGUCAACUCUUGCAAAUCCUCUUCAAUCUGAUGACUUUACUCUAGACCCUGAGAAAGAACGCAGUUAUAUUGUUACUAUAAUUAUUCCCUUAUUUGUUCGACUAGUUGAUGAUGAACAAGAGUCUGUACGCCUUAUGGCAGUCGAAUCGAUUGUUCAAUUAGCACAAGCAUUGGGACCUGAAGAAUCUGAAGGUUAUUUAAUUGAUCUCAUCCAACAAGCUACAACUGAUAGAUCUUGGCGUGUUCGAUGUGUUGUAGCCGAUAAAUUUACAGAAAUUCAGACAGCUAUGGGUUUACGAGUUUCACGUGAACGAUUGGUACCUUUCUUCAUGAAACUACUUCAUGAUGAAGAAGCUGAAGUACGAGCAUUUGCUGCUGGAAAAGUAAAAGCAUUUGCCAAAUGUCUACUAGGUUUACCAAUUGAUGCUGAUAUAAAUACUACUAAUAAAACUACUAAUUCUGAUACAAAAGAUUGUAAAAAUUCUUCUACAACAAUAACAUUAGAUAAUAAAAUGAUGGAAAUUGAUGAGAAAUUUGAUUCAGUCAAUAAUCUCAAUGAUAAUGAUAAUAAUAAUAAUAAUAAUGGUUUAGCAUCAAAAGAUGAUAUAAUUAUGUUACAAUUAUUACCAGCAAUUAAAAGUCUUACAAAUGAAUCAAAUACUCAUGUAAAAUCUUCAUUAGCUAAUGCUAUACUUGGUUUAGCUCCAUUAAUUGGUAAAAAUUUAACAAUUGAACAUUUAUUACCUAUAUUUCUUGCUCAAUUAAAUGAUGAUAAUCCAGAAGUUCGUUUAAAUGUAAUUUCAAACUUAGAACAAGUUAAUUCAAUUAUUGGAAUUGAUCAUUUAACUAUUAAUUUAUUACCAGCUAUUAUACAAUUAGCUGAAGAUCCAAAAUGGCGUGUUCGUUUAGCUAUUAUUGAAUAUAUGCCAUUAUUAGCGGAACAAUUAGGUUUAGAAUUUUUUAAUAAUCAAUUAAUUGAAUUAUGUUUAUCAUGGCUUAUUGAUCAAGUUUAUGCAAUUAGAGAAGCAGCUGUUGAAAAUCUUGUAAAUUUAUGUAAAAAAUUUGGAUCAGAAUGGGCUAGUCAAUACUUUAUACCAAAAAUUAUCCACUUGUCACGUGAUGAAAAUUAUCUUCAUCGUAUGAUUUGUUUACAAAGUAUUAUAAGUUUGUGUAAAGUUGUCAAUCCAACAAUUUGUUGUCAGUAUUUAUUACCUACUGUUUUAUCAAUGCGUACAGAUAAUGUACCUAAUGUUCGGUUUAAAGUCGCUCAAGCACUUAGCAAUUUAGGUUCACAAUUAGAAGAGAAAAAUAUUGAAAAUGAAAUUAAAUCUUGUUUAACUCGUUUAGCUGAAGAUUCUGAUACUGAUGUGAAAUUCUAUGCCUAUGAAGCUAUGGAUACAUUGAAGAUAACAACAAGCAGUAAACCGUUUCAAUGUUAUUAUAUUAAAGUUAAACAGAAUAAUAAUGGUAAUGAUAAUGAUAAUAAUCCAGCUUAUAAUCAAACUGAACUACUGCCAUCAUCAACAACAACAGUGACGGCAACUGGAUUCGACGAAGUUGAAACUGUCGAUUCAUCAUCGUCAUCAUCACCAUCUGAACUAACCAACCAUUGUAAUAUUGAUGAUCAGUCUUUGUCGUCGCUUAGUAUUGUCAAUGAUUUGGCUACUACUCCUAUCGAAAAUACCGUUAAGGAUAAUAAUGAUAAUAAUUCGUUACUAAAAUCACAAUCUUCUACUUUAGUCAAUAAUACAAACAGUAUUGACGAUAAUGUAAAUUGUGAAAAUUAACGUCAAAAGACAAUUUCUACUAUUAUAACCCAAUAAGUUUUCUUUUUGUGUAUAUCGUAUUAUUUAUGUUAUGUGUUAAGAGAGAGAGAGAGUCAAAACAGCUGACAGUUGGUCAACAAAUAUACAAUUUAUCAAUCUACAUGCUUGUGUAUAUCUGUACGUAUCUGCCACACAAACAUACUUAUACCUGUUAAUCCUCGUGGAGGAGCACAGGCCUACUUACAUACACUCCCCCCCCCUGUAUGAUAUACACCGUAUACUGGUUAUGCGUAUUAAGUGAAGCCGUGGUGUGUAUACACACUGUUUAUGAUGAUGAGUUCGACUGAUUUUCUUUUUUUUGUUAAAACAAUUUUCCCCACUAAUUCCUGUAAUGGAUAAUAAUCGUCAUCAUUAUUAUAAUUACCAUUCUUUUUUAAUUGUGAUGAUUACAAUUUUUGUUGCCUGCAUGACAUUAAUUAAUUUUAUAUUGGUUUGUUUAUUUUCUAAUUAUUCCAUAUUUUGUAAACUGUUAGCCAUAUAUAUAUAUAUAUAUGUUUACUAAUUGACAUGAAUUGAAUCCUUAAUAAUCAGUUUGUUUGUUUAUUGUUUGAUUAAUGAAGAGAGAGGGUGUGUGUGUGUGUGAAAACUACCGUCUGAACAAAUAACACAUUAUUAUUAUUACUGCCAUGGAAUACAAGCAUUAGUAGUUAUAUUUAAAUGAUAAAGUCAUGUAUUAUACACAACUUUUAAUUUCUUUCUUUAUUAGCUUUUAUUUUUUAAACUGUUUUCUUUUGUCUUUUUCCGGGGGGUCUCUCAUAACCAUCUCAUAGUUCAUUUUAUACUAUGAAUGUAUUUAUGAAAGUGAUUAUUAGAAUCGAAUCACAUUGUUUCCUAUUUACUGUUUAUAUUGGUUUGUUAACCUUUUCAUAUAGCUCUUUAUUCUUAUAUUUGAUUAUGUGUAUGUUUACAUCAAUUUAUUACAAUAAUUACAUUUCUUUCUUUCUAUUUAUCUCUUUUGUUGUUGUUGUUGUUAUUAUUAUUAUCUAUUUCAAAGUGUGUGCCUUGAUACAUGAUCCAAAUGAUCCAUUCUCGUUUAAAAUGAAAUGAAAUGAUGAUUAAUGAUAAUAGUAUGUUUGUUGUAAUUAUGAAGAAAGAUAUUGAUCAUUG
This is a messenger RNA of Schistosoma intercalatum, 4676 nucleotides long. The record is from the annotation of a GenBank genome assembly. Lineage: Eukaryota; Metazoa; Platyhelminthes; Trematoda; Strigeidida; Schistosomatidae.